Messenger RNA from Megalobrama amblycephala (Wuchang bream), 1162 nucleotides. RefSeq names its product CMRF35-like molecule 6. The transcript is spliced from 6 exons. NCBI's taxonomy places the organism in Eukaryota, Metazoa, Chordata, Actinopteri, Cypriniformes, Xenocyprididae. The record is from RefSeq and is a predicted model, not a curated record. The coding region runs from base 249 to 1067 and encodes 272 amino acids.
UGCUGUUUCGUGUGUGUCCAUCAGAUGUCACUGUCAAAUGAAAUGAAGUAUUAGCUUCACUUCUCCUUUUAUUAAUCUCUCUCUCUCUCUCUCUCUCAGAGGAAGUGGGCGUCUCCGUCACAUUCAGCACUUCAUGUUAAACUUGUAACCAGGAAAGAAACACUCAAAACUCAUCUGAACACACAUCGAGAGCUUCAGAAGAACUGAAUCUACUGACAACAGAGAAGAUCAUUUAAUAAGAGAGAAGAAUGAAGAUCAUCUUGACUUUCACUCUGCUGAUGAUUCCUGGUGUCGUGAGGUCCAUGAGCGUUACAGGAUAUUCAGGGUCUGAAGUCAACAUCACAUGCAAAUACAGUAAAGGAGAUACAGCAAAAGCAAAGUAUUUUUGUAGAGGAAAGAAGCCAAAUAAACCAAAGUCUGGACGGUGCUCUGAACUCAUCAGGACUAAUGAGAAUGAGAAAGAUAAAUGGGUUCAUUCUGGAAGAUUCUCUCUGUAUGACGACACAAGAUCAGCAGUCUUCACUUUGACCAUCAGAAAUCUGAGUGAACUGGAUUCUGGGAUGUACCAGUGUGGAGUUGAUAGAAUUAGAGGAAGAGAUUCAUACACUGAAGUGAAUCUGAAAGUUACAACAGAGACAGACUAUCACAGAACAACAUCAUCAUCAUCAUCAUCAUCAUCAUCAUCAGUAUCAGUUAAAUCUCCAGAGAUCUCAUCUGUGUCUCCAGGCUCUUCUCUGGUGGUCAGUGUGUCUGUGGUUCUGCUGCUGAUCAUCAUUGGACUCGUGUUUGUGAUCUGGACUGUCUGCAGGAGGCGUCAGUCGAACAACGCUGAUUCCUCCUCCAAAAGAUCUCAUGCGACUUCAGCAAACAAUGAAGAGGUUUCUCACACUGGUUUUGAUUACAAGAUUAAAGAAACUCACAGACAUUUACUCACAAACCCCUCUGAUUCAUCUAUCUGUGUUUACGAUACAGUUGAAAAAGCCACUGCAUCUCAGCUCUGCAUCACAUCUGCUGAGGAUCUGAAUUACACAGUGGUGAAUUUCCACCAGAUUUUCAGACUGUCCUGACAGUGUCUUAUUUUGUCUUAAGUGUCUUAAGUUUUUAUAAUUAUGUUUUAAUUUUCUGAGGUAAAGGUAAAAUGUGUAUUGUUAUUUUAAAUGUA